Encephalitozoon romaleae SJ-2008 is the source of this 315-nucleotide messenger RNA. RefSeq lists its product as hypothetical. Gene Ontology annotation, biological process: DNA repair; DNA recombination; DNA replication. The transcript has a single exon. Lineage: Eukaryota; Fungi; Microsporidia; Unikaryonidae. The coding region runs from base 1 to 315 and encodes 104 amino acids. Gene Ontology annotation, molecular function: DNA binding. Gene Ontology annotation, cellular component: nucleus. The record is from RefSeq and is a predicted model, not a curated record.
AUGAUUUUUGCAAUUUCAUAUUCUAUCCCCAUGCAUCCAUUAGAUGUUGAGAACUACGAGGGACAAGACGUCACGAUAAUAGGAAGGUUUGAAAGCGUUGAGGAUGGGGUGGUAAUUUUGAAAUGCAUGGACAAAGAAAUACAGGUGAGGCAUCGGAGCAUUGAGUCUUACAAAACUGGAAUAGUCAGAGUCAAUGGGAUUGUAGAGAAUGGUGUGGUCGUCGAAAACAGCGUUUUCCCUAUUGGAAAUGAGUUUGAUAUGGAAACAUAUGGGAGGUUUGUAGCUGUCGCAGCAAAAUACCAAGAUCUGUUCUAA